This is a messenger RNA of Thalassophryne amazonica, 1679 nucleotides long. RefSeq names its product trypsin domain containing 1 (gene tysnd1). Gene Ontology annotation, cellular component: peroxisome. The coding region runs from base 94 to 1674 and encodes 526 amino acids. The transcript has 4 exons. Gene Ontology annotation, molecular function: serine-type endopeptidase activity. The record is from RefSeq and is a predicted model, not a curated record. NCBI's taxonomy places the organism in Eukaryota, Metazoa, Chordata, Actinopteri, Batrachoidiformes, Batrachoididae. Gene Ontology annotation, biological process: protein processing; regulation of fatty acid beta-oxidation.
UUAGCUCGGAGAAGGAGUUUAGUUGUGACUGGUCUUUAGUGGUUUCUGAGUUGCUGGCUGUGCUGUGGUUGCGCACACGUGUGCAGCAGCCUGAUGGAGCUGCAGGACGUGGGGAGGUUCUGCUGUGUGGUGACUGUCUCAGAUUCUUUUUCUGAACCUGUGAGCUGCAGCGGAGUCAUCGUCCAUCCUCAGACUGGAACAGUGAUCUGCACUGCUCUCCCAUUUGCCCGUUUCAUUUCCCAAAAAGAGCCCCUUUGUGCAAACUGCAGCUUCUUGCCACCGUGCACCUUCAGUAACAGACUGCACAUCAGUGUCAGCUUCUCGGCAUACCGACAUUUAGACACCAACCGGUGUGCACAGGAAGCAUGCACGACCCCGAGCCCGGUGCAGCAGCACCACCGUGAAGCUACAGCCCGGCUGCUGGUGCUGGUCGACUGUUUGGAGUUCAGACACACUCUACAGACUGUUUUCCAAGAGUCUGACCAGUGGCGUUUCCACGGUGAUGAGGAGCUGAUGGAAGAUGCACAGUUCCUCAGCUGGUUUGCUGUGAUCCAGACAGAUGUGACGGAUAACCCCCCAAAUUCAGGGGUCAUCCCUUGGCAGAGCAGCUCCUGUCUUCGUAAAGGCUGCCCAGUCGUUGCAUGCGGUUCGCCUUUUGGCUCUCUCUGCGUAGAUCUCUUCAUCAGCACCCUCAGUAGGGGCAUCGUCAGUAAUCUAGCCGGUGAGGACAACACUGUCAUCCUCACUGAUGCCCGCUGCCUACCUGGCACAGAGGGUGGAGGGCUGUUUGCGUUCACAGGUUCUGACCGUGUGUGCCUCAUCGGGGUGGUGGUCUCCCCGUUUGGCUGGAAGGCCAACGAGUGGAUCGGCCUCACGCUCGUCUGCUCUGUCGACUUCAUCUUCAGAAACGUGAUCCGCUGCGAGACCGUUCAAGAGCCACUCCGAGAUAUGAGGCUUUAUCCCGGAGAAACAGGCAUCCGUAGCUCCGCCGCACACUUGGAGCCAUUGGCCGUUAAAUUCCCCACUGUCUGCUUGGUGGACAGUGGACUGUUCUGGGGCUCCGGUGUUGUUGUCUCCUCACAGCUGGUUCUGACCUGUCGGCACGUUGUUGACGGGAAGUCAGCUGUCACAUUGAAGUUCCAUCACAGGGACAGAUUCCAUGAUGUCGUGGGUGAUGUGCUGUUUUCCACUAAAGCAUCUUCACCGUAUGACCUAGCUGUGGUACAGAUGAAAGACUCAGCGCCUAAAGUUGUGGUUUCACCGCUGGCUCGGUGUUUCUACCCAGGUGAGCCUGUGGUUGUGGUGGGUUAUGGCGGGUUGGGGCAGAGCUGUGGUCCAUCCCUGACCUGUGGCAUCCUCUCCAAAUCCAUCACCUUGAAUUACCAACCUGUCAUGCUUCAGACCACUUGUGCAGUACAUGCAGGAACCAGCGGGGGUGCUGUGGUGCGCACACACUCCGGGGAGCUGCUCGGUAUCGUGUCCAGCAACACAAGGGACUUUGCUGCAAAAGUGACCUACCCACACCUCAACUUCAGCAUCCCGGUCACUGUUUUCCAUGAACUUCUCGAGCACUUUAAUCAUACAAGGGAUGUUGGUGUGUUCACGGUGUUGGACACCACAGAAGAAGAUACCAGGCGGGUGUGGAGGUUACAAAACACUCAAAGCAAAUUAUAAAUGAG